AUGUUUGAGCUUCCCUUUGUACGAGCGAACAAAAGAAUAAGAUCACGCAGGAAGCUUCGCUAUCAAUAUAUCGAUGCGGUAAAUAAAAGAUACCAACGCCUAGGGGCUGGUGGGGAGAACGGUGGGCUUCCAACUCCAGAAAACUCGGCUGCAGAAGAAGUCAGUGAUAGCAAUCACCAGAGUGGAAACUCGGCUAUCAGACGAAGAACGAGGAAAAGGAGACUUCAAAGCGUCCUGGGGGAAGCGGUUUCAUCGGAGAGCAAUGAAUCCGAUUUCGACGAAGAAAGCGAACACAAUCUGGAGGACUAUGAGAAAGCUUUUUUCAAUAAACACCAUAAACCACAGGACACUUACGAGAUUUGGAGAACCGAUGUGAAGGCCAAAACACCAAUAAGGAGAACGACAAUGGCUUACAGCGAUUGCAAGUUUGCGGAGAAAGUGGCACAAGAACGCAUAUCAUCUAAACUAUUGCAUGGUUCAAACAAUCUGAGGUCCUACUUUGAGUCGCUAAAAGCUGGCUACGAGAUAUGUCCACGGAAACACUUGGAAAGUCACCAAAAAACUCACAUAAGACACCUGAACGAAAUCCUUCAUUUAAAUAUCACGAAUGGACGCUGGGACGUUGCCUAUCGCUGCUUUUCCAUUCUCAUAAGGCUUCCGGGUAUCGAUGUGAGGAGUGUUUGGGGAAUGGGGGUAAGAAUUUUGCAUGAAGUAUCUCGAGUAGAUACAUCCAUCGGUACUUGCGACGAGUUUCUGGCUUGGUUGAGUAGCGUGUACUCAUCUAGAUAUAAUUACAAUCAGGCUAAUAUCUACACAAUGGAUCCUGUCUUUCGGUCAGGGUCCAAGACGCACACUCCUAAAUUUGUCACGACUUGGCUUUGGGAGGCGCUAAUCGCCUGUAGCAUUGAUAAUGGGAAAGAUAACUCUUCGGUAAAGGAAGUUAAAAUACAGACUACUACGAAAUUGGAAUUGCUCCUUGACAAGUUAUCUGAGUUGGUCCAUGUGCCACCUUAUAUGGAUGACCCUCAGAUUUGGUUUAUUUAUGCCAUAUGUCAUGUAGUAAUGGUGGAUCAAUUGUCACAACAAUGUUUGGAUAGUUAUCAAGACAAAAAUGACUUGAGCAGAGACAUUGCGCGUAAUCAGGUCAUUCAGCAUAUCACAAACGCCAAGAAUUGUUUAUCCACUUGUGAAAGCAAAGGACAAAACUUCCAGUUUCCGAAGGGAGCCAUAAAAAAACAGCUUGCCGAGUACGAAAGCCGCCUUUACGAACUAUCGGACGUAUCCAGUCCGUCUGAAAGCGAAGAGCAAAAGUCACCGAUAGAACAACUAGAUACACAAGUUUUAACGGAAGCUCAUUGGUCAUCGGAUGACUAUGAGAAUUACUUUGGAGGAUCAGAGCAGGUUCAAUUCGGCGUAGAAUCUGACAGCAGUGACUGA
Messenger RNA from Lachancea fermentati, 1437 nucleotides. The record is from the annotation of a GenBank genome assembly. NCBI's taxonomy places the organism in Eukaryota, Fungi, Ascomycota, Saccharomycetes, Saccharomycetales, Saccharomycetaceae.